Cladophialophora psammophila CBS 110553 is the source of this 597-nucleotide messenger RNA. RefSeq lists its product as uncharacterized. Lineage: Eukaryota; Fungi; Ascomycota; Eurotiomycetes; Chaetothyriales; Herpotrichiellaceae. Gene Ontology annotation, cellular component: cytoplasm; membrane. Bases 1 to 597 code for a protein of 198 amino acids. The record is from RefSeq and is a predicted model, not a curated record. The transcript is spliced from 2 exons.
AUGUCCGAAGCCACGUCCCCAGCCGAGCCCUCGCGGCUGUUGCGUGUGACGCUUGAGGGCGCCAUCAUGAGCGCCGUCUCCAACGCCCUCGCCCAAGUCCUGAGGGCCUACCGCGGUGGCGGGGCUUAUAUUGACCCGGUUGCACUCGUUCACUUCAUCAUUAUCGCGGUCAUAACCACGCCGCCGAACUACAAAUGGCAGUUGGCGCUCGAGAGGAAUUUCCCGACCAAUCCCAAACGAGACAACAAGGUCGUGGACGCGAGGGAGAAGAAGGACGAUGAUAAGCGAGCGGCGAACGAGAAAGAGACUCUGUCCAUCACCAAUACAAUUGCCAAGUUCGUGCUUGAUCAGACCAUUGGGGCGUCAUUGAAUACAAUCUGGUUCAUUGUCAUGAUCAACCUGUUGCGAGGCGAGGGUCUGAAUCACAUCAUGACAACUAUUCAAAAGGACUUUUUCCCUAUGCUCAUAGCAGGCUACAAGUUCUGGCCCAUCGUCACAAUACUCAAUCUAGUCGUUGUCCCUGUUGAACACAGGAUGCUUGUUGGAGGCCUGGCAGGGCUGGCUUGGGGUGUUUAUGUUAGUCUCAUGAACAUUUGA